Phascolarctos cinereus (koala) is the source of this 1833-nucleotide messenger RNA. The record is from RefSeq and is a predicted model, not a curated record. NCBI's taxonomy places the organism in Eukaryota, Metazoa, Chordata, Mammalia, Diprotodontia, Phascolarctidae.
UUGGGAGAGCUCAGAAGUGUCCCUACCUUUUUCUGCCAUCUUGAUUCUGCCCCAAAGUAAUUUCAAGUCAAGUCAAUAAGCUUUUAUCCAAUAAAAGCUUACUACUAUGGGCCAGGUAAUGUGCUAAGUAGAGAGGAGACAUUGGGAAGAUGGGGGUUGGGUGGGUAGAAUGUCACAAAAAUCACAGAAUCUCAGAGUUUGGGGCAUGAAGUCCAUCUGAUUCAAUCAAUACCUGAACAAAAUUCUCCCCUACAAAAUCCUUUCAAUAUUUCCAGGGAUGGAGAACCACUACCCUCUGAGGAGGCUACUCCUUGACAACUCAAAUUCUGUGGGCAGUUCCUAAGGGACAGGAAAGGUCCUGAAAAGGUCUAUGGGAAAGUGCUUAGGACUAGCUUUACCUGGUUCUCACCUAUGCUCAGGAGAAGACCCAUCCCAACCAGAGGUACUAAGCACAGGUCUCAUGGUUUAGGUUGACUGAAACUCUAACUGAAGAAUUUAGUUCUAAGCCUGUGAAGCACAUUCCUGGCACCCUUGGGGCUCAGCUAUCGAUGGUGAUGGUGAUGGUGCCUGUGAGGGCCUUGAAGCUAGGUAACCUCACAAUCAUUGCUAAGAUGAGCCUGGGUUCCAGAAUCUUGGCUUUGUUGACCUCUACUUCACUGGAAUAGAAGUGUUAAGCGUAAAAAGGCACCCCUCAUAUCUAUUGAUAUCUCUUUCCUCUGUAACUUCUCUUGCCUGGGUUGUGGUAGCUGGGCUGGGCUGGGGUGGGGCCAGACUUGAAGGGAGGACAGAAUGCUUCAGAACCUUUUAAUUCACCCAUUCUCUUAUCUCCUAGCCACUUCUCCUUCUCUGGAUGCCUGGGCCCACCCCACUCAGCUCUCUCUCCUGAGCCCCCACUAUGGCUGCCUACCAAGAAAACCUCCCCAAGUCUCUCUCCCUUUCUCUUGCAGACUGUUGGUUUGAGAAGCUGAGAUGGGAACUUUGACCCCGCUUGCAGCUGAGGGAGAUCCACAAGGGCAGAGAACCCUACGGAAGAACUGGACCCCAGGGUGGCUGAGGCAGGAUUCUGGGAGGAAAGUAUUCCCCAUCUACUCAGAGGAGCAGCACUCUCUGGAGUGGGAGGGGGAAAUAGAUAUCUACAUCCCCACUUCCCCUCCCCACGACCUGCCUCUGUGGGCUUGGAAAGAAAACUCUGGAGAUGACCCAUCAUGGACUCCAUCCAAUCCCCCAUCUAGAUGCGUGAAAUCUCCCCGCCUUCAUCUCUGCAAGGCAGCUCGCAUCUUCAAGGGUGCAGGAUCACGGGAGAGGCUCCCACCGUCUGGCUCUCUGCCCUCUAACCGAGAGCAGCAGGGAAGCUUCUCCAGGUCCUGUUCUUGGACCCACCAAAAUCUCCAGCCAAUUAGAAAGUUGGCCCCUUUGGAGGCUCUUUGUACCCCACCCCAGGCUGCAUCCCCGCCCUACUGCUUAGCCCAGAGUAAAUCCCUGCCCCCAAGAAGGCUGGCCCCCCUGAGGCUUCCCCACCCUCAGCCCCAGCCCACCUCUCAAGGUGGUCUAAGGACUUGUCAGAGUCCCACCAAAAGGCCACCCAACAGACUGGCUCCAUUAGAAAUGCAUCAAAGGGGCCUUGGCCCAGCCCCACCCCCACCUUCCCACUCAAAGGCCCCCCUGAGAUAUUCCCCAUCCCUGAAUGACGUCCCAGCCUCGGUCUGUGUGGACAGCCAGCGCAUCCCAGCACAAAAAAAGAUGGGGCUCUCCACAGUGACCUUUAGUCUCUGGGCAUCUUUCUACUACUCAGUUUCUGCUGACAAGAGGGACAAAAUGUCGAAGAGGAUUUGA